This is a messenger RNA of Paramuricea clavata, 2859 nucleotides long. The record is from the annotation of a GenBank genome assembly. Lineage: Eukaryota; Metazoa; Cnidaria; Anthozoa; Malacalcyonacea; Plexauridae.
CUUUAAGUUCGUGUUUUGUUUACAAAUACAUGCACUUGCUGACUGUACAAUGAACUCGAAAUUUUCAAUACUGCACUCGGCUUCGCCUCGUUCAGAAUUGAAAAUUUCUCGAUCUCGGUCAGCUCGUGCAUGUAUUUGUAAACAAAACACUCACAUCAGUCUCUAACCCUUAAAUAACAAAGUAUUUCUUCUCUGUCAAUAACAGUGACAGAGUUACCGCUCAAACUUACCUCAGUUUUUCCCAAGUGUCAGCACUUCUGAACUGUCGACUUCAUCUGCUGCCCUGUGACGCCUCCAAGAGAAUUAACCCAACAAUAGUGUGAUUUCAUCAUUUUCAUUUUUUCCCACUUUCUAUAGAAACAAAUUAGAAUAUUCAUAUACAUAACAUGGACGGUGGAUCUUACCCGAUGCAAGACAAAUCUCGGCAAGUACAGGGCGGCCAUAUGCCUUCAGCACCACCGAAUUACGUGGCGAAUGUACACCAACCAGCGGGAGGAAUUAUACAAGCGCCCGUGAUACCGUACAACAACGAGCAUGUCGAGCAGCCGAGUGGCGACACAGUUGUUCUUAUAGUAAGUACAAUAAACAAUUCCCAUUAUAGACUAAUUUUAAAACUAGGCAAGGAGAUGCAAAUAAAUCCGGCACCACAGCUAGAAAGAGCAUACGAAAUUGAGUACCAUUUUCAAAUAAAGUACCAUUUUCGGCCCAAUUGUGGUAGCAAUUUCCGCAUGCACGUAUAUAAUACAAAAGCAUACAAAAUUUGCAAACUUUGCAAGGCUAUAUUAUCCACAUUUUACAACAUUUCGCAGUCCAACAUUGCAAUUUUACUCAUUUUAGUACGCUCUUUCUAGCUGUGGUGGUUUAUUUGCAGAAUAUUGCAGUUAUAGUUUUUUCAAUUAAAAGGGCUGAAAUGCGCCUUAAAAACCAUCAAUCAAAUCUUUUUGCGUUUCUCCAAAUUGGUGAAUACUAACCGUAACCAUGCACGAAAUGUUUUUUUUUUUCACAAAAUAAUUUAAAUUUAUGUUGCUUUGCAGCCCUCACAAGCAACUUAUAUCAGCGACUAUAUGAGUCUAUCAAUUUGUACCUGUCUCUGUUGCUUUCCGCCUGUUGGAAUCGUCGCAAUUGUGCUGUCAUGCAUGGUAAGGUUAAUUGCGACACUAUAUAUGACGUCACAUUGUAUAAUGACUUUCUGAAAAAACUUGGAUAUCGCGCAUCGAAAAGAUAAAACUGUGCAUAUACAUGUAUGUGCUAUGUCAACAUAUACUGCAGCAAAUAUAUGUCAAAUAUAUAUAUAUAUAUAUAUAUAUAUAUACAGCAAGCCAUUAUGCGAUUUGGUGUCAUGAGAAAAAUUUGCAUAUCCAUCGUUAAAUAUCUGACAAGGCAAAGUAAUCGUCAGUUCUGAAAUGCUUUGAAAUUUGAAAACCUUUAAUUGGAACCUUAAACCUUAAACUCUAAGCGCGCAAAGCUUCAUGGGAGCAGAAGUUUCAAGCUUAGUGGUUGAAUAUUGCAGCUAGUUGUCAAUGAAUAGUUCUCGUAUAAGGAGAUAUUUACCAUGUGUCUCUAAGAAAUAGGCCCCAUAUAUGAUUUCUAAACUGACUAAAUGAUGCUCCCAUUAUACUUUGCACGGUUAGAGUUUAAGGUUUAAGGUUUAGAGUUUGAGGUUUUUCAAAGGGGGAGUUAGCUGUAUAUAUGUUCAAAAAUGUUGUCAAUCAAUUUGCUAUGUUAAAUAAUACAUGCAUGCGAUAUACAAUUUUCGUAUCUGCUCCACAAUUUAAAACGAUUUUUUGUUAUCAAGGUUGGUUCGAGCAUACGUGAUGGUGAUUUAGAAAGAGCAAAGAUUUUUUCAAAAUGGGCAAAGUAUAUGUCAUUUGCUACAAUCAUAUUGGGUGUAAUAACCUAUACUAUUCUUAUAAUCAUUUAGUCGUAAUCUCGUGGUGAAUAUUAACAUUUAUGCAACAAGGGGAAAUAUUUGUCUAUCGAGUGUUGCUGAAACAAUUACUGCACAUGUUAUAAACAGUACUUGUUAUAAAAUAUAUAUUUUGCACAUGCGUGCAGCCAUAUAGCUUCAAAUAUACAGCAUUAGCAUAAAUUCAGUAUUGAAAAAUGGCUUUCAAGCGUUCUUAUUGGCUCCCUCAGCAGUGACUCUGAGGAAAUAGUUACUGCUCAGACUGCUCUGAGCAGUAAUUAUUGCUUUCAAAACAAAAUGGUUGCCAAAAAUCCACUUGCAAACAAAUCAUCGAAGAAGAAGUUCGGAAGAAAUUAAAGUACAUAGCCUACUAUUCCUCUAAAAGCAAAAGAAGCGACAAUAUAUGGUGUUAACCUAUUUCCGAAUAACAAAAGCACCUUUAGUCUUAGAUGCCUAAAAAAUGUAUUUAGCAAUUUAAAACCGGAAAAUAACCGAACCGGGCGACAAGAUUCCGACAGCUGGAUUCGUUUGACUCAAAAGUGGAAGAGCGAAGUAAAUUAUAUUUACAACGUUUGAAUAUAUUAUUAUUUUGCAAUACUGAAUUUAUACUAAAACCGCAAUCAGUCAACUCGGUAAUCGCAACCUGAAAUUUAUAGUAAAGGUUUUAAUAAUAGUUAAUAUGUGAGUGUAAGUGUACUUGCCGAUUUGUAUAGAGUGCAGACAUUAGAUUCAUAAAAUUGUACAACUUAAUAACCUGAUCAAAUACGUAUAGAGAUCUAUUCACCCUGCAGGCCGGCCAAAUAUUUUCCUAUAUGUGUACAAUUUAUUUUAUUUUUUUGUCAUUUUAUCUGAUCAACAGUGUAAUAGGGUCAGAUCGGCUUGGCUAUACAAGGUGGACGUUUGGGACGUUUGGUCCAAUUUAAUGUUCUGGGUCAACUCUCUGUAAAUAAAUU